This is a messenger RNA of Vitrella brassicaformis, 2411 nucleotides long. The record is from the annotation of a GenBank genome assembly. NCBI's taxonomy places the organism in Eukaryota, Vitrellaceae.
UGGCAGAGGACAGGGGAGGGAGGCUGUGCCUUUUACACAGAUGGUAUGUAUCAUUCAUGUGUGCCCACGGAUAGAUAGAUACACCUCUCCCUCCCUCUCCGUUUUUCUUUCUUUGUGCGGACUGGCUGUAUGCGUUCGCAUUCAUCCAUCCAUAUGUCGCCCAUUUGCCCCCCGGCCCCUGUACACUACGUCGGAUGAAAAAGCUCACUAACACGCACACACGCGAACACGCAACACGCACAGCUCAUGGAUUCGAUCACGCCGCAACAAACAAAGAGGGAGGAGUCUGCACCCGCAUCCAAAAGGCAAAAGCGGCGCCAAUGCAGAGACACCAAAAAGAGGCAGAGGGGAGGAUGGGGGGGCACACACUCAGACGGGUCGAAAUGCAUGAUAUAGUGGGUAUGCAUCUGCAUGCACGAGUGCACUCAGGGAGGGAGGACCUAGCUAUAAAGCGCGACGCACGGACCGCCAGCAACAGCACAGCACCCGUGAGGCGCACACUGUUGCCGCGUCAAUUGUAUGCACUCAUCGAAUCGAUAGCAGCAUGAACACACGCACCACCCAUUGCCACCCAUCACCACCCAUCCCAUCAGUGCAUCCGCCAGGAAAGCCCCAGCUCGCUCUGGGAUAUCCAAUUCGACAUGUGGUCCAGGGACCUCUCUACCCCUCUACUCGCGUCGGAUGAUGGACGUUCGGCCCGCGGCGACCCCACAUAGCCGAAGGGAUCGGAGCCCGGCACGCCCAUGACGCUCUCCUCGAUGGGGAUGUGGAGGCUUACCAGCGAGUCAUUGCUCCGUUUGGGCUCCAGUGGACAGCGGCUGUCCUCUGUCUCGGUCGUCUCGUCGGUAGCCAUGGUGGUGCCCUUGGCCACCGGUGUCACAAUGACGUCAUCUGAUGGACGGACACCAACACAACCCCCCCAUUCAUGUCGGCCACCAUGUUCGCCGUGUUGACGGACGUACCUGUUUGUGUGUCUGUGUCUUUGAGGCCCGAUUGCUGCUGCUGCUGCUGCUGUGCGUUUGGUACGGCCGCCUUCUGCUUACGGCUCCGCUGUGCCCACCAUGAGGCGAGGAACGCGUCAAUGAGAAUCUGCGUGAAGUGACCCAAAAUCGCCCCGAUAACCAUCACACCCUGCAGCAAAGGAAAGGACAAGACGAAGCAGCAGAAGGUGAUUCGGAUCCGGUGAUGAUUUGACCAGUGGUCUUGUCUCACCCGUGCGCCGAGGGCAGCCGGGAGGAAUUCGAUGACGGUCACGCACACGGGGAGUGUCUUCUGCGACGCGCACACGACCACUGCCUUGCUGAUCGCUGCAGUCAACACACACGGACCAUGAUUGAGCCGGCUGUGUGCAGAGGUCGGUGCGUUUCUCACGUGUGGGCAGCCGCAGGAGGAGAGAUGCUGAUGCGUUGAUAGCGAGGUAGACCAAAUGGAGGCCCACACCAAGGGCAGCCGUCGCAAUGACCAUCUCCACAUGUAAAUCGGCAAUCUGCACGGACGACACACAGCAACAAGCCAUCACGCUUGUCUGGCGUGUUGAUGUCUGUGUGCAGUGUCCUCUGGUGACUGACUGACCUGAUCGACCGCCUUCGAGACGCUCAUCCAGACGAUGACAAUAAGAAAGAAUGCCGACGAGUGCUUCAUGAGCUUCUUGUGCCUGUUGGCGAAGGCCAGUAUGGGCUUCCACAACGACAGCAGUUUGCCCACGACCAGCGGGACAAGGAUCGAGUACGUCAGGUUGAGCAGCAUCUGCACCCCGUCAAUCCGCACCGUAAUGCUCUCGCCCUCUUCCGCGCCGCCUUGUGACACAUCGACUAGCAGCGGGACGCUGACGGGCAGCGUGAAGAUGGCCAAGAAGUUGGUCACAACAGUGAAGAGCAACGCCAGUGGCUGGUUGCCCUCCGCUUGCUUCGUCAAUAUGACACCACUCGUGAGCGUCAUGGGCAUCAGAGCGAACAGCGCCAAGCCGAGGGAUAGCUCCAUUGGCACCAGCGGCACAAACACCAGGGCGAAGCCUGCCAGCGGAGUGAUGACAAUAAUGGAGAAGACGCCAUAGAGGGCUCCCUGCCAGCACUUGAGGCCCUCUUUCACUUCAGCGAACUGCAGCUUGAGGCCGGAGAGGACGAAGAUGAUGCACACGCAGAUCCGGGAGACCAAGCCCGACGGCACAGGGGAGUCCACACCUGCCAGCCAUUCGCCAGGCAGAGGGACCUGAUCACACGACAAACACGUCACUGGGAAUGCAGCCAUCCUCUGUGUCAUCUGUGCUGCCCGCUCAUCCCUUACCAGUGCUCCAAACACCACAAACACAACGAGACCGACAGGUAAGAAGUGAUUGUCGCAGAAAUUGAAUAUUCCACGGCCCAGUCUUGCCAGCCAGCUUGGCUUUGCUUCUACUGAAGUCAUCAUUGCCG